CUUGGCCAAUGAAGAAGCCACUAAAAUCGCGAAAUUAACCAGUCUGACUAGUUUGUCCCUGCGGCCGCCUCGUAGGCGGCGGCCCAGCGCGUUUCCCGGGACCACAUUGCCAUGGCUGCCGGCGGUGGCGUCGCUUCCAGCGAAACGCUGCGUUACGCCGAGUACUCGCAGCCUACGGGGAAACUGCCGGACGCCGAACUCGACCACCGACUGGCAAGAAGUUUGAUAGCUGUAGGACUGGGUGUUGCAGCUCUUGCAUUUGCAGGUCGCUAUGCAUUUCAGAUCUGGAAACCUCUAGAACAAGCAAUUACAGACACUGCAAGGAAGGUUUCAUCUUCUAGCCUUUCGUCCUACUAUAAAGGAGGAUUUGAACAGAAAAUGAGCAGGCGAGAAGCUAGUCUCAUUUUAGGUGUAAGCCCCUCUGCUGGCAAGGCCAAGAUUAGAAUGGCUCACAAGAGAAUCAUGAUUCUGAAUCACCCAGAUAAAGGUGGAUCUCCUUACUUAGCAACCAAAAUCAAUGAAGCAAAAGACUUGCUGGAAGCAACCACCAAAUAUUGAUUGAUGCUCAAGAGCCAGUUUGAAGGAAAAAAAUAGAGGACUUAAAAAAAAUAGUCCUGCCAAUUAAUCUGAAAUAUGGUCUUGAUUUUCAUACACCUAUUGACCAUAACCUUUUUUCCAUCCUUCAAUUAUAUAAUAAUAAAAGGUUAAUAGACUUGC
Marmota flaviventris (yellow-bellied marmot) is the source of this 717-nucleotide messenger RNA. It is a transcript of the gene Dnajc15, whose product is annotated as DnaJ heat shock protein family (Hsp40) member C15. NCBI's taxonomy places the organism in Eukaryota, Metazoa, Chordata, Mammalia, Rodentia, Sciuridae. Gene Ontology annotation, cellular component: PAM complex, Tim23 associated import motor. Gene Ontology annotation, biological process: protein import into mitochondrial matrix. The record is from RefSeq and is a predicted model, not a curated record. Gene Ontology annotation, molecular function: ATPase activator activity.